AGACCUGUGGGCACCCAGGGACCCCUGCCAGGCUUCUCCUGCCCUAUAGGGGAAGAACCGCAGGACAGCCCUGGGGAAGUCCCUCGCUCGGGCCGGUGGUGGUAGCAGCAGGAGGAGUUAGGAUGCCAGUGUCCUGCUGGUUGGCAAAGGGCAGAGAAGAUCCUGGGACUCUGUGGCCCACCUGUGGAGUGAAUAUGAUUGUCCACACCAUGUUCUCUGGCAAUGCCUCUCUUGUGGCCCAAUGCUGGCCAGGCAGCGGCUUCUGUGGCUUCAGCCCCUUGUCAUUGGAGUCUUAAGACACCAGCCACGGCUGUCCCAAAGGACCAGCCAACCUCCACUCCACGGAGCUGACCGAUGCUACCUGCCAUGUGUAACCAGAAUCACAACUACAGUAACAAAGGAUGCAACCGCUGCCUGUGAUCAGCGCUGGACAAGCCACGGUAGUCAACCAACUUCGUGCCUGCUGGGAUGGGAACCCAAAUGCUGGAGACAGACAAGAGGGGCUCUGGAACCGCAUGAAGAAUGCGUGAAGUCCGAGAUGCACGUUCGGAGGAGUACGAAUCUGUGUGUGGGGUUGAAUUGCGUUGCCCGUGUGUGUGUGUGUGUGUGUGUGUGUGUGUGUGUUGGGGGGGCCCUCCAGGACUCCAGGGGUGGGCUCCGAGAAGGAUCCGGUCUCAAAGAGGACUCAGUGGGAUUUGGAUUCAGCAAGGAGGACCCCUCUUUGUGCGGGCAGCUCAAGGCCCUGCCGCCCUCUCCGGCCACGCACACCCGAGUCAGCUCCGCGGCGGCCGGCCCCGCGGCGUGGAAGUGGGUUAGGGGAUUAUAUAAGCGCUGAGCGGGCGGGGAGCCGGUGCCUCCUGCGUGCUCGCGUUGCGGCAGCAGCAGUGGCGGCGGCGGCGGCAGAGCGGCCAGGCUGAUUUAGAGCGCGGAUGACAGUGGCCUGGCGCGGGCCCACGGCUGACGACAGCGGCUUAUCCCGCUCGGUUGCCAUGGAGACCAGCAGGAGCAGCGGCGGCGGCGGGGCUGUCAGCGCGCGCGGCGGGCACCGCGCGUCCGCGGGGGGCUGCAGGAGCAAGGAGGCGGCCGGGGCCGGGACCCUCGCGACAGACAUGGACUUGCAUUGUGACUGUGCCGCCGAAACGCCGGCCUCGGAGCAGCCGUCGGGCAAGAUUAAUAAAGCUGCCUUCAAAUUAUUCAAGAAGAGGAAAUCGGGUGGCACCAUGCCCAGCAUUUUUGGGGUCAAAAACAAAGGGGAUGGGAAGAGCUCGGGUCCGACGACGGGGAUGGUGCGGAGCAGGACGCACGACGGCUUGGCCGAGGUGGUGGUGCUGGAGGGCGGCAGGAAGGAGGAGCCGCGCGGCGGGGCUCGGCCCAACCCGGCGCCCCCCAGAGCCGCCGGGGGCGGCGGGGGCUCCGCGGCGCCCAGUUCGGUGGCCAAGUCGCACAGCUUUUUCUCCCUCUUGAGGAAGAACGGCAGGUCGGAGCCCGGCCGCGGGGACCCGGCGGAGGCGAGCAGGGCCGGCGGCAAACAAAAGAGGGGGCUGAAAGGGCUGUUCAGCAGCAUGCGCUGGCCCAGGAAGGACAAACGCGGCAAGGAGGAGGAGAAGGGGGCGCGCGCGGCCGGCGCCGGCGGCCUCAUCCUGCCCGGCUCGCUCACCGCCAGCCUGGAGUGCGUCAAGGAGGCAACGCCCCGAGCGGCGGCGGCGCGCGAGCCGCCGAGCCCGGGCCAGGACGCCCCGCGGGACGCAGCAGGUGAGCUCGGAGGGGGAGAGCAGGCGCCCGCCCCGGCGCGCCCCUGCCGCGAGGCCCCGAGCCCCGGGGACCCCGCCGACACGAGCGCCCGGGGAGAGGACGCCGCGGGGCACAGGCGCGCCCAGAAGCCCGGGGCACCCGCCUCGCCGGGCACCGGCGAGGUCCACGCGGCCGAGCACGCUUCCAGGACAGGUGACGUUCCGGGAAAGACCGGCCCGCUUGCGGACUCCGAGUGCGGCAGCGGCCGGGCGUCCGCCGUCCCCGACCCUUCCUCUGCCGAUCCGCCCUCAGACCCGUCGGCCGAUCGUAUUUGUUUGAUGUUUUCUGACGUGACUUCACUGAAAAGCUUUGACUCUCUUACAGGCUGUGGAGAUAUUAUUGCAGACCAAGAGGACGAGGCAGGUCCCAGCUGCGACAAGCAUGGCCCCGGGCCGGGCAAGCCAGUGCUCCCUAGAAAGACCCCCAGCGUGGUGGCCUACCAAGGAGGAGGGGAGGAGAUGGCCAGCCCCGACCAGGUGGACGACACCUACCUGCAGGAAUUCUGGGACAUGCUGUCCCAGACGGAGGAGCCAGCGCCAGGGGCCCCCGAGGCGGCGGCCAAGGCGGCACCUGCGCCGGAGACCAAGGCGGGGCCCGACACCUGUCCAGACGCCCGGGGCGGCGUGGACGCGGCCAAGGACGCGUCCUCCGUCAAGCGCAGGAGGCUCAGCCGGAUCCCCACCGAGCUCCAGCCCAAGGAGGAGGCCAAGCGCCCGGAGCAGGAGCAGCAGCAGCAGCCGCAGCCGCAGCCGCAGCAGCCGCAGGAGCAGCCGCAGCAGCAGCAGCAGGAAGGAGUCCCCAACAGCGACGAGGGCUACUGGGAUUCCACCACCCGGGGCUCCGAGGGAGACGGCGCGGGCAGCGGGCAAAAGGCGGCCCUGCCCCGGGACAGAUAUAGCGGCGAUGCCCUCUACGAUCUCUACGCUGACCCGGACGCCAGCCCAGCAGCUGCGCCUGCCAGCGAGGAGACGUCCUGCGCGUCCCGCCUGAAGCCCGUGUCCCCAGGCACUAUCACCUGCCCGCUGCGAACGCCAGGCAGUCUGCUAAAGGACUCCAAAAUCCCCAUUAGCAUCAAGCAUCUCGCGAACCUGCCAGCCAGCCACCCCGUGGCGCACCAGCCACCAGCCAGGAGCGAGGUGCCCAGAACCAAAAUCCCUGUUUCCAAAGUGCUGGUCCGCAGGGUGAGCAACAGGGCCUUGGCUGGGACCACUCUCCGCGCGGCGGCCGCGUGCCACGACAGUGCCAAAAAGUUGUGAGGUCGGCCAGACCGAGGUCAAGGAGCACUACUUCCGCUCGGGACACCCCCUACAGGAAGUCUUGCUUCCCCUAAAGACAGUCGUGGAAGACCGCCCCUGCUCCUGAGCUCGGGCCUUCUAGAUCCUUGUGCUGUGGGCAGGGGCAGGGUGCACCUGCCAUCCUCCUCCCCAGAUAAGUCCCUGAGAGUUCUUUUCAAGCACUUUUUCUUUUUACAUUUUUUUCCUUUUUUUCUUUCUUUUAAGUCACCUUCACUUGCCUUUGCAGAAAACAGGAUGGAACCAAACCCUAAGUAAGAGUCACCCCAGGCUGUUGGGGUGUGCCAGAAUCAGAGGGCCUAGGGGAAAGGUUGCGGAAACAGGGGAAUUCUCCUCUCCCAGGACUCCUCCCUUCCUGUCCUUUUUCCAUUGGGGGUGGGGGGGAGACCCUUUGCUAUAUCACCUUCAGUGCUGAAAGGGCCAGAUAUUUACCUGAUGAGCAGAGGGGAUGUUGUUGAUGGGCAGAAAAACUUCGCUACUUUCAGUUGCUAGGUAUGCAGCUGAAAAUAAGAGAAAAAGGGGAGUUGUGGUUUGGUUGGGGAGAAAUGAAAGGCACAGUAGAGCAGGUUCUUGGUGUUUCUUUUCCCCUACCCAGUACAGACAUCAGGAUCAGGGAAAGAUUUCACUCAAUGCCAACAGAUACAGUAUUGUAGCAUUUACAAGCUGUAACCUUCUCAUGUGUAGAUAAUGCAUCUUUUACAGUUUAUCCCACUGUUAACAUUUUAUAAUCUGUUAAUAACCUAGCAUUUUAAAUCUGGCCUGAGAGCUAGAUUUGAUGACUAUCCCAAACCAUUGAUGUUGGUUUUGUUUUAUUUGGGUUCUCUGGCUCUCUCUCACUCUCGCUCUUGCUCUCUCUCUUGCUUUCAUUCUCUCUCCCUCUCAAAAAAAAAAAAAAAAAUUCUAUUGUGUUGAUGUCCCAGAGGAAUGGCUGGGCUGUGUCUUGGAUAAGAGCCUAUUUGUUUCUCUCUCCAAACCCUGGUUUUUCAGCGAUUUUGAGCUUGGUUAUAAAAUUCUAGACCCAAUCAUUCCUCAAUAUCGGGAGUCCAAUAGGAGGAACACUUAAGACCAUAAAAAAUACAGUUUUGCAUAUCAUUUGACUUUUUGCUUUUGCUUUAUAUUCCUAGACAGAUGUAGUCAGAAUAUGACAUUUGGAAAACUUGUGUGUGGUGAACAUUUUUUGCUCAGAAAUCUUUUGACAAGUUGUUUACUGAUAUGUAUGUUUUCUAGUAUUUCAGAGGCAACAUUUAUUUCAGAAAGAGUUAUUGUAUGCCUUGGUCAUUUGAAUGAUAAAUGGAAGCAGUUCCUAGAAUGCUUUUAGCAUCUCAUGAGUGAAUUAAUAUCCUUUUUUUGAAAUGCACUUUGGUGUAUUUAAUCAAAAGGCCCGGGCUUCUAUUAGGAGUUGGUUCAUCAUAGCAGAUGACACACAUUCAACUGAAACUACACGCAUGUAAAUGGCAGCGAUGCUUCUGUGGAACUCCCACUUUCCAGAGACACUGCUUAACUAAUGAAAUGUUAUUUUGUUCUUAAAUUUGUUUUCCAUUUUGUAAUGGGAAGAAGAGGACAGGUUCAACAUAUGAAAAUUUAUUUUAAUAAGAUGAAGGAAGUAACAAAAUAAACGAGCCAGGAACAUAAAGCAGGUUGCUCCCCAUUUUAAAUGUGCUGUGAUUUGAUCAGAAGAGGUGGCAGAGAUUUGUUGAAUGCCUUUAUUAGUCAGAUUAAUGGCUCUUAUUGCAUUGUCUCCGACCCUUAAUGUUAUUUCAAAGUAAGGUUUUAAUAUUUAAUUUCCUUAUGUCUAUGGAGGAGGUCCUUUACACAGACAUAGCCUUAAGCAUUCUGAACACAUUACCAGAAAUUCAUACAAGCACCUCACACUCACAUGCGCUCAUGCACUCCAUGGUGCACAAACUAAAAGACAAAAGACAGCUGCUGUAGAUUUGGAAAUCUUUUAGAAAUUAUUCCCUCCUUGAAAAAGGGAGUUAAAUUUGAUUUAAUGUUGAUAGUACUAUUUAGACUCAAAAUAGAUUCAUUUCUCCCUGGUGAAUGGAAAGAACAUAAAUUCCAUUCCUAGCUAUAAAACAAAGGAUCUUUAUUUCUUCCUUUUGCAUUUUCCUGCAAAGAUUAUAUUUUUCCUGUGCGUGACUCAAUCACCAAGUUUUAUUUGUUCCUUUGUUCAACUGUACAGAAAAGUUAAAAAGAGCAUCUGAAGAACCGAUGAGACUAUUGCAACAGUAAAGGCAAUUUAUUCUUAAACACUAGAAGAAACUAUUUUUGCUUUUACAAUUUGGGGCUGAUUUUUGGGAUCACACCACUGUGAUGUGUCUUCUCUAAGUAAGAGGAAAUGGUAGCCACAUUUACCAUGAUUUCCUUUGGUCUGCCAAUUAACCGGUUGUUAGAGAUAUAAGAUAUUUUCUUUUUGCCGUAUUUUCCACACGCAGUCUUUUUUUUUCCUUUUAAACCCUAUACCUUUAGGAAUUGCACCCAUAACAGUCAAAGGAAGGACUUGAGCAAUGAAUUCAUAUGAUGGGGAGUCACUGUCAGCAUUUCCCCAUCAUGGAAAAGGGAUUAGAGGUGCUUCCUUGUGCCAAGGGCUAGUUUUUUCUCAUUUGUGUUGUGGAGAUUGUGUUUUAGAAUAUUCAUGGAUUUACAUUCUGAUUUUUAUCAAUGCAUUGUCAAAUAAGCUUGUGAGGAUUAUACGGGCCCAUAUUUGCUGAUGGUUAGUGGAAGGAUUGGCUAUGAGCUAAUGAUACCUUUCUUGGGUCUGUAUGACUCUAACUCACUUGGUUGGUUAACUCCGUUUGGUCAUACAGCUGCCCAAAUUAGAGAGGAAAAAGCCAAAUCAGUUAGUGGACUUAAGUGUCUCAGUCAGUUUAAUAGCUCUGCACGAAGACACCCUGACUUUAAUCGACAUUACACAAAAAUGCUACUUGAAACACUCUGCUCUACUACUGAUUGUAGUUAGUACCUUUAUUCUUCCAUUUGAAACAACUGGGAGAAGUUUUAUGACAGCAUUUUAAAUAAUUACAAGAGGAAAUACAUUUUUAUUAUUUUACCUAAUAACAACAAUGGGAUAUAGAAUAUUAAGGAUUUCCUUUUGAUAUGAUUUCCAUAAAAUCUCUGCCUAUUUAAGUGCAUGGCUUAAUAUCUAUAAAGGUGAUGACUUACUGAGUUUAAAGGAUGUAUUUCUUAAUCUCAGAAGUAGCAUUUCAGUGUUUGCAUUUAGAUGAACAUGCAAAUAGGUCUUUGCUGAACACACGGAUCAAGGCAAAAAGAGGUUAUCAGGUAGCAAGAUCGCUUUGACCUUUGUUGAGUUUUCACUCUUUUACAUCUUUGUCAAGUUCAUUUGCUCUGUGUGACGAGAUGGGCUUGUAGCUUUUUGUCUGCUCUUUUGCUUUCAUCGUAUUUUGCUUGGAGCUCUGACAGCACGAUGGGACACUCCACGUGCUGUUAGUAUGUUCAGACCAUCACCAUGGUCGAACUCAUUCCCUGCUUUUCGUUAUUCUAAAUUUCUCUCGAACUGCAAGUAUGCAGACACAUGUGGCUCUUGCUGAGACACAUUUAGUACAUUCCCAUAUAAUCAUCCUCGGCUUACCUUAUCCUAGGUAAGAUGUGAAUCCAAGAAUUUUUCCUUAUCCCUAAGGAAAAAGCAUCACAAUUGCCCUUCCCACCACUGUGGACAGCCAGUUACAAGUGUCUUGGAUGAAAUGAGAGGAGGAACCCAAAGGCCUCAGCUCACCUAGUGUUCCUUUUCCCUCUUCCAUACAAUUCUUCACCAUGUAAACUUGGCCUUGGACAUUCCCAGGCCAUUGCACAACCCUAUGGAUAAAACAUCUGGGCCCAGAGUAUGGCAGAGCAGUCUUGUUGGGUAGGUGGGGAAGCAAGAGGCAAGCGCUGAGUGGUGCCGCUGUCGGUGUACUGUGUGAGUGCGGCUCCUCCUCAAAGUGGCCGUUGGUUUGGCGACCACGUUGUGCUCUGCAGAUGUUCCGUUGGCUGUGGAAUGCCUCUCAGAAGCUUCUUCCCUGUGGCUUUUGUUUCCAGGAGCCAGUUGUAGCGCUAGCCACGGGUGGCCACGGGUGAGGGACGUCUUGAUCUCGGGGCAGAGACGGUGGUUAAGGGGUGAUUCAGAGGGAGAGUUUCACGAUUAUGGAAAGGAGUUCCUUCUCAGACUGAAUCCUGGGCACAUUUCCACAGUCACAAAGCGUCCAGAGCUGAAGCUGGCUCUCUCGGAUGAUUACUACUUGCUUGAAUACAGCACAUCACAUAUUUAUGAAGGUGUCUACUGUAUCUAAUGGUUAAUAAAAAGUCAUUCUGUUUGCAGUGCCCACACAGCUGGGCUGUAAUUGGAUUUCCUGAAUAUUAAUUCAAAAUACCUUUAUUUUCAGUUUUUCUGUGACUUGUUUUGUUACUUAUAGUUUAUGAAGUGAAGUUGAAGAAGGGGUGUAUGAAUUAGGCCAAAGUUCUCUAAACAUAAUAAUAGUAAUUAUAAUAAUGGUUAACAUUUGUUGAAUAGUUACCAUGUGCCAGACUCUGCUAGGAGAUUUACAAAUAUUUACUCUUAACAGCGUGUAGAGUAGGUCAUUGUAUCUCCUUGGUGUGACAUCUUCAACUUAUCCUCAUGGUUUGUUCUGUCCCCUUCUGAUUGCUGUCUUUCUUGCUCUCUCUUUUUUUCCUAUUCUCUGGGACAGAUGUAUGAACUCUAGUGAUUGAUGGCUGUGCGUCGGGACUUGAAAAUGUUCAUAGACAAAAGAGAUAAGUUAAUUUUGGUGCAAAACAUUUUGAAACCCAUGCAGAUGAGAGGUCUUCAAAAGUUCCUGAAGAUAUGUAUUAUGGAGAAACUAUGCAUGGAUUUCUUUUUUUCUUUUUCUUUCUUUUUUUUUUUUUUUGUACCAGAUUAAAUUUAUCUUGUAAUUCCCCAAAACUGUUGAAGUACCUGCAUGGAAGAGCCCACUACUUAAUAUCAUUAAUGGUUUACUUUUGUAGAAAAACCUGAGCCAUGCCAAUACAGCUGAAACUGGGUUUACGUCUGAGAUGAAGAACCCAGAAUCACUUCCAGGGAAAGCAGCCAUGUUGUUCAGUUGGUAGGCAGGCACCUGGCCUUCUUCCCAGGUGUCCUCUCCCUUGAAAGUACCGAAGAAGUCUCCUCUGCUGCCUGGCCGUCCCUCUUCCAUGCUAAGGGUUUCAUUCACUCUGAGCGUGAUCUACUGGGUGCUUUCCUACAUAUGCCCAGUCUCAGCUUGUUCUGGGUGUGCUGGCUGUGUGUUCUAAUUGUAAGCACAUUUAACAGGAGUCCUGCCCUCUUAACAAAAUUUAAGUGCACAAUACAGUGUUGUUAACUAAAGGCACAAUGAUGUACAGCAGAUUUCUAGAACUCAUUCAUCUCUCAUGACAGCAACUCCCCACAACCCCCUUCCCCAGCCCCUGCAGCCACCACUCUGGUCUCCACUGGUGAGGGUUAGGCCAUUCCCGGUGCCUCAUAUUGGAGGAACUGCAGAGCCUUUGUCCUGUGACAGGCUCUUUUCACUGAGCUUAAGGUCCUCCAGGUCUUUGUAUAUGGUCACAUCCUGCAGGGCUCCCUUCCUUUUUAAAGACCGAGUAAUAUUCCAUUGUAUGAAUACACCGCAUUUGCUUUAUCAUCCAUCAACAGCCUUUAGGUUGUUUCCACGGGUAGGCUAUUGUGAACCGUGCUGCAGUGAACAUGGGGCUGAAAAUACCUCUUCAGAGAUUUUAUUUCAAUUUUUGGAGAUAAAUACCCAGGAGUGGGAUUGUUGUCUCAUAGGGUAAUUCUUUUAAAAUGUGUUUUUGCAGAAAUUGCCUUAGGGCUUUCCAUAGCAGCUUUACCAUUUUAUAUUGCCACCAAUUGUGCACAAGAGUUCCGAUACUCCCGUCUUCACCAACAGUAGGCAUCUGUGUUGUUUCACUGGUAGCGAGUUGAUUUAUCCCUUGCCCUGAUAGAAUUCUGAAUUCCAGAAAAAAGCACCGGGCUCUUUCAAAAGUAGUGCUCUAUUCUGGCUACAGUCAGUGACUCCUGGCGUGUAUUUUCUGAUUCACUAAUUCAUUCAACUCAUAGUUACUGAGUAUUUUCUAUGAGUCAGUUGCCAUGAACGUGUCUUACAUUUAAUUCUAGUAACUACCACAGACUGAGGGUUUACUGUGGGGUCAGGGGUGGUGCUCUGUGCUUGGUUUUAUACUGUUAAUCUUCACUGUUCACAAGAACUACGUAGGGUUGGGACUGGCUUCUUACUCUAGAAAGAUUAACUACCUUGCCCAAAGCCACCCAUUUAGUUACAGGGAUGGAAUUUGAACCAGAAAUCUAACUCUACUGCUCAUGUUUUAAUUAUAAAUCCUGUUUUAGCCAUAAGGCUCAGUUUUUGUAGAAUUUGUUUUAAGUAAGAAACUGAUCAAAAUUCUGAACUGCAAGAAUUAAGUGAGAUCUUUAUGAUUGUGGACACCAUUAAAAUGACGAGGAUGACUAUUUUAGUUAAAAAUGAACCUAAAAUGACGUGAUGGCUGUUUUAUCAUCUAAAUUACAGGCAAGUCUAAAAGGCAGAUUUCAGAGUCUAAUGGGCCUUUCUCUCACCCUAGCUUUUCCAAAUCUGGACCAUAUUCAUGAAUUAUUUUGGAGCUCCAUACUGGUGGGUCUACAUAGGAUUUUAUAAUCUAAGACUGCCUCGUCAACAGCAAAAACCAGAAAAGCAAUUUCAAUAGUAAAUCCAACAGAUUGCAACCUGAGAUUUCUUCCACUCUGAUUCUAUUAAGAUGCCUCUCUCAGUAUUUAGGGAAAAUCAGUUUGAAAUUUCACUGCUGCCACAACUAAUGAGAUUAUUUUGCCAAUAUAUGGAUUACGAACAUUUGGUCCAAUUUUUAUGAAUUUUAGAGCUUAUUUUAAUGAGAUACAGUGGAAGAAUUCAAUAACAGGUGAUUAUUCUAUCAGAUUGUAAACCAGAGUAAUUUUUGGAAAUUAUUCAGUAAGUGGAUAGAGUGAGGUUCUACUCUAUUUAAUAAAGCGUUUAAUAAAAUAUAGCCUAGGUUCCUGGAGACAUAAUGGACUUUCUUAGACACUAUUGCACUUGGAUCAUUUAAUACACAUAGGCAGAAAUACUAGGAUUGUCUGAUCAGGUAGCAUAGAAGCAUGGAAUAGACACACAAGUAAAUACUUGUUCACAUGACAUGCAACAGCCCCAGGUAGCCUGAAAGAGUUAAUGAAUUUUCUCAAAUAUUCACAGCACAAACAUGUGUUCCCCUCCUACACAUUUGCUUUGAAAUAAAGGAGGAGAAACUCUAACAAAAUAAUAUUCAACAUUUCCAUUGCUUCCAGGAUAAAUUUCACAGAACACUAUCUGAGAGUGGUAGAUUUAUCAAAAAUAUCAGGGAAAAUAGCUUUGAUGUUACAGGUAAAGUAUAUUCCUGUCAGUUUUACUUGUAACCAGCUCCCUAGCAGGCUCACUGUGAACUUCAGGUUUUGCCCAAAUUAUUUAUAUGAAGUAUCUCAGUGUAAUAUAAAGAAUUGCAGGUUAUUUGAAAAUAGCGCAAAGAAAACACAAAUGAGAAACUGCAUUUCUGUAAUUAGUUUUCCUGAAAGUCAGGCGUGUCUUUGGGGAAAGCUUUUGGCUGUAUUAUUUUUGUGCACAGGAGGAAAAUUGUUAGUAGGUUUAUAGAUAUUAUUUUUAUAAUAGAAUGUUAAACCCCUGAAAAACAUCAAAAAUUGUCUCCUAGAACUAACUCUAUGUUUUAAAAACUUGUCUUAAAAAAAAAUGGUUCUAAAUAGCAAUAGGGUCUUUGCUCCUUUCUCCACUCCAAUGGUUUAACGGGAUAGAUGAAUCAAUGUUUAUAUUUUUAAACCUGUAAAUAUUUUAUUUUGGGUAUUUUGUAUAUUUGUUGAUAUAAUUCCACUUUGUGCAUACGUUCCACUGUGCAUGUUGCUGUUUUUGAUAGUCACCCUUUUAAUGAAUGUAAGAAGCUUGGACUAAUAGCACUUUUCUUGUUUCAACUGAUCAUCUUAAAAUGAAAAUACAGCACUGCCAUUUUACCUGUUGUGUUUAAUUCAGUCAAUAAAUUUUGUUGCUCCUUUGCAUUUAAA
Messenger RNA from Oryctolagus cuniculus (rabbit), 11157 nucleotides. The record is from RefSeq and is a predicted model, not a curated record. NCBI's taxonomy places the organism in Eukaryota, Metazoa, Chordata, Mammalia, Lagomorpha, Leporidae.